This is a messenger RNA of Haemonchus placei, 396 nucleotides long. NCBI's taxonomy places the organism in Eukaryota, Metazoa, Nematoda, Chromadorea, Rhabditida, Trichostrongylidae. The record is from the annotation of a GenBank genome assembly.
UAUGUGUCCACGACCAACGCAUACCCAACGCUGCUGCGGUCCACUGGGUGGAACACCAGUCCGUUCCUCUACAGUUCUACUUUGGCCUCUGGUCCUCGAGAAGAGAGUCUCGGUUCUCUAGAUGCAGUAGCUUCCACUCCUAGUUCAGUGACUCCUUGCUUCAAAUUAGGUGCGUUCUUGCCAACUCUUUCCACGGCUUCUGCCAUCUCCAACACCUCUUUCGAUAUUAACUCCUCCCUCUCGAGCAACCGCUUCCUAGUAUCUACAGAUGCCAGCCCAUCUAUGAAUACCAUUGCCACAUCGCAUCCCGCAUAUCUUUGACCUUCUCGAAUCCACAUGUGCUAGCGGCCUUUUGGACAUGAGUCCGAAGCGUUCCGCCAUCAAUUGCUUCUUUAG